UUUUGGUUUCCUUCUCCCUCUCCUAGCUUCUAACUCUGGCUAAUUCUGUAAGGGAUGAAGCAUUCAACGGACUUGCCAGGCUCAACACAUUUUGAUGAGGCCGUGGAGGACUUUUCCGAGGGCGGUGGUUGGCGUUUGCAUAGUUCCCGGUCAACAUAGAAAUGUGGGAGUGUCUUGGCUGAAUCCUCAUGCAGACAAGAUCAUUAUGGUCCUGGUAGGUAGGACAAGGAACCUGAUAGAAGCUUAUCUUGAAAAAACCAGAAGACCUGGCAAUACGGAGCCUGUAGUUCAUCAUGGUGGCAGUUUGUGGCAGCAGCGAGCAACUGCCCGUUCAGAUGGCCUAUGUCCUCUCUAGCUUGCCAUAGUCUCCACCACUUCCUGUGGGUUUACACCUUUACUGACUUCUAUUUCCUGCUUGGCCCCAGUUGAAAAAAUGGCACAUUAGUUGAAGGAAAGAAAGGGGAAUGCCCAGAAGAAAAAGAAAAUAUUGAUUGAUCUACAUGACUAGCCUGUUUGCUGUAAAAGAAUCCGCCAAAGGGAGUGAUUUAAGAUCCACUGCAGGUAUAUGAACAACAUUGCUUCUGCAGCAAAAGCCUAGACUCACCACACCUUGGGAAGAGAAUGGCCACUACCUGGGGGGCAGCCUUUUUCAUGCUGGUGGCCUCCUGUGUUUGUAGCACUGUCUUCCACAGAGACCAGCAGACUUGGUUUGAAGGUGUCUUCCUGUCUUCCAUGUGCCCCAUCAAUGUCAGUGCCAGCACAUUGUAUGGAAUUAUGUUCGAUGCAGGGAGCACUGGAACACGAAUUCAUGUUUACACCUUUGUGCAGAAAAUACCAGGACAGCUUCCAAUUCUGGAAGGGGAAAUUUUUGAAUCUGUGAAGCCAGGACUUUCUGCUUUUGUAGAUCAACCUAAGCAGGGUGCUGAGACUGUUCAAGGACUCUUAGAGGUGGCGAAAGACUCAAUACCCCGAAGUCACUGGAAGAGAACCCCAGUGGUCCUGAAGGCAACAGCGGGACUGCGCUUACUGCCAGAACAGAAAGCCCAGGCUCUGCUCUUCGAGGUAAGAGAAAUCUUCAAGAGAUCACCUUUCCUGGUACCAGAUGACAGUGUUAGCAUCAUGGACGGAUCCUAUGAAGGCAUCUUAGCUUGGGUUACUGUGAAUUUUCUGACAGGUCAGCUUCAUGGCCACAGCCAGGAGACUGUGGGGACCCUGGACCUGGGGGGGGCCUCCACCCAAAUUACGUUCCUACCCCAGUUUGAGAAAACCCUGGAACAAACCCCUCAGGGCUACCUCACUUCAUUUGAGAUGUUUAACAGCACUUAUAAGCUCUAUACACAUAGUUACUUGGGAUUUGGAUUGAAAGCUGCAAGACUAGCAACCCUGGGAGCCCUGGAAACAGAAGGGACUGAUGGACACACUUUCCGAAGUGCCUGUCUACCGAGAUGGUUGGAGGCGGAGUGGAUCUUUGGGGGUGUGAAAUAUCAGUAUGGUGGCAACAGAGAAGGGGAGAUGGGCUUUGAGCCCUGCUACACUGAAGUGCUGAGGGUGGUCCAAGGAAAACUUCACCAGCCAGAUGAGGUCCAGAAGAGCUCCUUCUACGCUUUCUCUUACUAUUAUGAUCGUGCUGUUGACACGGACAUGAUUGAUUAUGAAACAGGGGGUGUUUUAAAAGUUGAAGAUUUUGAAAGAAAAGCAAGGGAAGUGUGUGAUAACUUGGAAAACUUCACCUCAGGCAGUCCUUUCCUGUGCAUGGAUCUCAGUUACAUCACAGCCCUGUUGAAGGACGGCUUUGGCUUUGCAGACAGUACUAUCUUACAGCUCUCAAAGAAAGUGAACAACAUAGAGACAGGCUGGGCCUUGGGGGCCACCUUUCACCUGCUGCAGUCUCUGGGCAUCUCCCACUGAGGCCAGGCCCUCCUUCUGAGGACUGCAUUCUCCAACAACCUUUUGAAAAGUAGGAGAAAGGACUCAGUCAUGUUCUGAGCUGGUCUGAGGAUAGCCUGGACUGAAGCCAGCAGCUGGAUUCGUCAGGUAGAACGGGCUUUUGGACACAGGUCUUGCCCUUGAGUCUAGAGAUUUGGGUCUAAUUAAUUUUAUACAUCUAAUGUGAACUAUUGACCUAACCACUCUGCUUGCACAGUUGGCGCCAGAGUCUAAAUCUUUGAGAUUCUUCGUGUGUCACAGAGCCAAAAGGAAUAGCUUUGGAACCUAACCUUGGAGAGCCCAGGGACAGGUCCCUGGGAACCAAAGAAAAAUCUCAUUUCAAUCCUU
Leptonychotes weddellii (Weddell seal) is the source of this 2274-nucleotide messenger RNA. The record is from RefSeq and is a predicted model, not a curated record. NCBI's taxonomy places the organism in Eukaryota, Metazoa, Chordata, Mammalia, Carnivora, Phocidae.